Procambarus clarkii (red swamp crayfish) is the source of this 3909-nucleotide messenger RNA. RefSeq names its product tectonic-1. The record is from RefSeq and is a predicted model, not a curated record. NCBI's taxonomy places the organism in Eukaryota, Metazoa, Arthropoda, Malacostraca, Decapoda, Cambaridae. Gene Ontology annotation, biological process: cilium assembly.
AUGUUAUCCAGAUGCCUAUAUUUGGGAUUGAUAUUCAGUGUCUUAUAUAUUAAACCCUUUCAUGGUGAGAAUGACAAUCUUAAUGUAGAAAAUACUGAUAGAGACAAAGAAGAUAUUACAGAAAUUCAUAAUCCAUCCAAUGAAAGCUUACCUUCCCAAAAUGAUAAAGAAUUAUUUUUACCUGAAAAUGCUGUUCAAGUUGAUAUCACUAAUCCAAUCAAGGAAGAUCAAUUUAACACAGGAAUUAAUGUGACUCUGAUAACACCUAGUAAUAUUACACUAAAUGAAAGUGAUAUUGAUUAUGAAUUCAAUGAUAAUAACACAUUAGCUGAGAUGCCAAAUGAGACUACUGCUUGGUCUACAAAUGAGGUUCCAACCACUCCAAGUCCACUGUAUGAAAGUGAUCUUGUCAUUAAUGAUUUUUGCCUGUGUGACCUUAAGGUUCAUUUCUGUGAUAUCAACUGUUGUUGUGAUGAAGAUUGCAAUGCUGAUGACCGAAAAGUAUUCUCCCACUGCCACGUGCGACCUCAGAAUGUUUUGGAUACCCGUUACUGCUUCCAGAGACACACUGUUUUCAGCAAUCACACAGAGUACAAAGUAGAGCACUUGCAGAAUGGUCUCUUUUGUAUUAUAACUGACAAUCUACCACAACGCACAACUUAUGUUACUGUAAAGGGGGCAACUUCUGUAGAAGAAUAUCAGCAGCUGGAAAGGGGUAUAUGGCAUUAUCCCUGGGAAAGCUCUUAUCAAACUCUGCAGUUUGAUGAGGUUUCAUACUCUGCUGGUUCAGCUGUGUGGGCAGUAAAUAAGGAAGGAUUCCUUUUCAACAUUGGAAUUCCAGAUUCCCUGUUUGGAAGCGAAUGUGAAACCCUAGAAUCUUUAAGCUUCCUUGAAGACAGCCAAUCUUCAUGUAAUCGAGUCUUCCAUAAUGUUGCUGAAGAAUGCGAGAAUAAAAUUGACAUUAAUGCUAUUAACUUCCUUACUUUCUAUGUAGUGGCAGACCCUGGUAGUUUAAAUCAGAACUCAAGGACUACUACCAAUACAGAAUCAACAAAGUCUCCAUCAUUCCUACCCCCAACAUCUACAAUUACACCAAGUGCCUUCACGACUGAUGAAGAGAUAGAGCUCACUAACUUGGAUGAAAACAAGAACCACACUGCCAAAGCGAAAAGUGCAGGAAAAUUAACAAAAAUUAAUUAUCAAAAUUGGAAGCAGUUGACAAGUUCAGGACCAUCAAGUAUUAUGACUUUGGAACCCUCACAAGAUUCAAAUUAUUUGUCCGAGGACCAGUUAUUGCCAAUCAAGGUAUUUUUGUGCUUCCUUGAUAAUAAUGAAGAGAAUUGUACAGAGACAGAUGUUAAUGAUAUGCCUCAGCCUGUUUAUACUGUUGGUGUAUGUGAAAAUGUAGCUCUGAGCAUUCAUUACAUAUUUUUACAUAAUGGUACUGAAGGGAUUUUUCAAGUGCAAGCCAAAGUCUAUCUCACUAAUGUUGCCAAUACAAUGACAUACUAUAAACAAAGCUUUCAUGUUAAAUACAUUUGGGCAUCGGUAAAGGAUGAGACAGCAUUUAAAAGAAGUGGUCAUCCUGGUUAUAUUAUUGGAAAACCUAUUCUUCUUGGAAAGCUAGUUGAUAAUGUCACUGAAGAAGGUGAAAUGAAAGAAGCCAUCUACCUUGACACGAACCCAAGGCAAUGGCUGACUGUAUUGGCCCCAGGAAAAGAAGGAAAGUGCAAUUCACGUUCUCAGGUUACCUUUGGCAUAGAAAUGAGGACAGGCUGUAUUGUUCAAGUGAAACAAGACGACCUAAAGCGCUGUAAAGUGUUGCAGAAUUAUUUCAUUGAUCUUCUCCUUGGGCCCAUUCUACGGGAUCCAAGCAAAUUGCGUAUUGGAACCUUCGGAGAUUCUAGUAUCAACAAUGCUGCUGACUGGAUACCAAUCUUAAUACCAGAAGAACCUAGAUCAGGACCAUUUUCAAGUCAUGUAUUUGGCAAGAGGAAAUGUUCCGACAUCAUCCUGUCUUUACACAUUGAGAUUGCCUACAGUCUUCAAGGAGCCUUGGCUAAUCCUCAGGCCAAGGUUGUUGGCAUUGUCCUACACUAUGGAGAGCCACAAAGUAUUGAUUUUAGUUGUGCAAGUCUAGUUUGUCAAAAUGCACAGAUGAAGAACAGUAUCCAAGUUGUAGAACUGAUAUCAUCAGUGUCAUUUGUGGAAGUAACUCUGCCACCUCAACCUGCUUAUUCCAAACCUCCAGCUCUGGAUGCUAAGUUGCCAUAUAACUUUUUUUAUCCAUUCUUGCCAUCAUCAGCCCCUGCAAAUCAUGUAGAAUUGAUGCUUGUUUGGACUUUCUUGCAGUGUAUAGUCUGUAUUCUAUACUGAGAAUGUAAAGUGACUAGUUUUACAUGUGUACAUUGCACGAGAAGCUACUCAUACAAGCAAGAUAAAGGGCUAAUAUCAUACAGAGAAUAGGAUACAGUAACACCAAGAAUUUUCCAAAUGUUGUUUAGGCAAGAACAAUUUCCUUUAAGUAUUUACAGGUUGUUAAAACAAAUAUGUAUUGUGACUAGUGUAAUGACGUAUAUUUGUUCAAGAAUUAGAACUUGUGUCUGGAAACAUGCCUCAUAGCACUGCUUAAAUAUGAAAAGCUGUGAAAAUGAAGGGCUUAAUAAUCACAAUGAACUUUUAAAAAUAUUACAUAUUUUCCCAAUGUACUUAUUUCUGCAUUCAUAUGCUGUCAGUUCAUUAACCAAUGUAAGAAUAAACCACCAUGUUGUGCCUAAUAAGAUAUGUUGUAUGCCUUAAAAAGGCGCACACAUAUAUAUACAGUACACAUACAUAUGCAAAUAUAACGUACUCUUCUUUUUACGAGACUAUAAUGUAGACUUUCUAUUUUAUGUGUCGAUUAGGGAGGUAAAAUAAAUUUGAAUGUUUAUCUACAGUAUAUCCUAGAAUGCAUAUAUAGUGAAACAUGUAAAAUAUAUGCAUUAUAAUUAACUUCCUGUUAUAAAAGUUGGCAAAUAGCAAUACUGAAAUAUAUGCAGCUCUUGGUAACUCACAUCAAACUUUUUCAUAAAGUAAAUGCAAGACUUGUGGAAGUCAUAUAAUUUACUUUUAAUCUUUUUAUGCCAAAGCGGUUCCCAUCCAGUUGUGAGCUCUACUGACCCUGUGAAGCUAAGCAAACUGUUGACAGUUUUAACAGAAUUUGUUCACAGAAGCUAGACAAAUUUACUGUUCACAGGUAAGCUGACCCUGUGAACAGUAAACAAAAUAAUAAUGAAAAACAGGCAAGGACACUUUUAGGCAUUUAAAGUACAUACUGCACAUAAGUUUUCAUCAUCAUAUCAGCUAUUUAUUUCACUUUUUGUAUUUACACAAUUGAUAUCAUUGAUAUUUCUAGUCAUCAUUACUGUAAUGUCCUGGAAAACAAUUUCCCACCCUUGCCUAUUGAAAGCCAGGGCUAGAAUUUGAUUUACUCUAUGCGCUAGGGAAGCUUGGGGAUCAGACAUCAACUCAAAAGGAAUAACUCACCAGAAAGUACUAUAUAUAGGUUUCAGAGGGAUCUAGUGCAAUUAGUUAUGGCUUGGCAAUACCAGCACUUAAACUUAGAAUUACUGGAAGCUCAACAGAAAAAACAAUUAUAAUGGUAAUCAGGGUAACAAACAGCAGUCCUAAGUUCCAUUUUUUUUUAAUUUAUAGCAACUCAUUUUUAAAAGUAUUUUUUUAAGUACUGUAUUAAUUUUUUGUACAUUUUAAUUAUAAUCUAAAAAUUACUUUCUAACCAUUUAUGUACCAAGUUAUUAUUCUUGUUACCAACUUAUUAAUUAAUAAAGUCUAGUCAAAUUUAAAUACAUAUAUUUCAGCAUGCUAAAUAUCCACCGAUAUUUAAAGUAAAGAAGAACGAGAGAAAGAAAA